Messenger RNA from Dichomitus squalens LYAD-421 SS1, 1844 nucleotides. RefSeq lists its product as uncharacterized. NCBI's taxonomy places the organism in Eukaryota, Fungi, Basidiomycota, Agaricomycetes, Polyporales, Polyporaceae. Bases 514 to 1695 code for a protein of 393 amino acids. The transcript is spliced from 4 exons. The record is from RefSeq and is a predicted model, not a curated record. Gene Ontology annotation, molecular function: protein binding.
CAGGCUGCGUGGCUAUUUGGUGGCCAGGCCUUCGCCCUAAGCUCGGAGACCAUUUCCAGCGACGUCUAAUGUCGCAGUAAUAACAGGAAACUGGCAGCGGCGCCUUAUCUUGUGCCACAUGCGUACCACAUGAGAUGUGUAUCUUUGAGUUCAGUCUACAUUCGGGCGAUUAUGUGCUGAACCUUGCCCUCCAGGUCUUUCUGAGUGGGCGCUCCACCCUCCUUGUUUCAAGAAAGUGUGUGCUGCAGCGAGAAGAAGCCUCCGAGUAGGCAUAGCAUUCACACGUGCCUUCGCGCCGAGUCCACCUCCUAGCGUAUGAGCAUUUCGUUGAGGUAAUAGGAACCCAAGUCCCCGUCCCGCGCUCGAGGAAGUGGAGAAGCGCAGUCAUGAGUGCAGGCGUACUCAUCGCCCCCAGACCGUCAAUCUGGCCCGUUCCUGGGUACAUAUGUCGGAGGCGGAGCAAGUCCUCUGCCUCCCGCCCUCACGCUUUCCCUUCACUUUGGUACUGGCACAAUGCUAGCAUACUCGCAGAGUUCAUCCUCGACUCGGACGUCUCGCGCGAGCCACCCUUUUGACUGUCGCGACGCCGACAUUGUGCUGCGUUCGAGCGAUGGCGUGGAGUUCCUGGUCCACAAGAGACUCCUCCGUAUUGCCUCCAGGGUCCUCACCCAGCUCAUUCCCUUGGCUCGGAUGCCUCCCCCCUCGUCUUCCUCAGGUCGUCGCCACAAGAAGGAGCGCCCCGUCCUUGACCUCGCGGAUUCCAGCGAGAACCUCGACCUGUUCUUGCGCUUCAUCUACCCCAUCCUCGAGCCCUCGAUCAUGCUGAACGAGGUGUACACCAUUCUCGAGCUCUCCACCAAGUACGAUGCCCCGAGCGUCGCCCAGCGCAUGCGUCCCCACCUCCUCCGCCCAGACCACCUGGAGGCCGACCCUUACGUCAUCUAUGCCCUCGCGACCUAUGCCCACAUGCAGGACAUCGCGGCCGUGGCAGCUCGCCACACCCUCUCGCACCCGAUCCCGCCCACACUCAAGCUGACGGAGAUGGCGGAGGGGACGGACCUCGUCCGUCUGCUCGAGUACCGCAAGAAGUGCGUCGCGGCUGCGGUGAGCGUCACGCGCAUCGCCGACGACAACGUGCCGUGGUGGGUGCAGCUGCAGUGGCGGCGGUUCUGCUUCCUGAGCGAGUGCUGGGAAUGCGCGAAGCUCCUUCCGGGGCGGAGCUUGAAGUGGCAUCGGACGGCGUGCGGGACGGUGCGGGUACCUGACUACUGGGUCGAGUAUAUGGCUGCGGCGGGCGCGGCGCUGGUGGAGAAGCUGGAUCCGAAGGUUGCGAAGGACCGAAGGCUGCUGCAGCCAGCGAUUGAAUGCGCUAUGAGGUGCUCGAAGUGUGCUGCGGCGGCGUGGAAGGAUGUGGAGGAUUUUGCGGAGAUUCUGGCAGCUGCGGUCGAGGAGGCCGUUUGUUCGGUGAAGUUUCCUGUCCAAGGCGACGAGGACGAAUACGCACGGGACGACAUUAACGCGUUAAUGAUGCCCCCGAAGACCAACUACCUCUCGGCAUCUGACCGACCCGUAUGGCCUAUGUUUGAUUACUUUUGGGACACCUGGCGUAAACGGAUUCCGGAGGAAGACACGACGUCCGUUAUUCUUGAGGAUGACGACCAUACUCUGCCACCUCCUAGCGAGCGAGACUGCUAAGCGUUAAGUUCUGCAGCUGGACAGUUCGCAGGCUGGGCGGUCCACGAUGGAUGAUUCACGAAAUGUACUUUACCGGAGAAGCUCUCUCGCUGGCUGUGGACUCCCAUAAUACCCGACUUCUUAUUCAUCUUUGAUACCAUGCCAUUGGC